This is a messenger RNA of Solenopsis invicta (red fire ant), 840 nucleotides long. RefSeq names its product follicle cell protein 3C-1. The transcript has 4 exons. Lineage: Eukaryota; Metazoa; Arthropoda; Insecta; Hymenoptera; Formicidae. The record is from RefSeq and is a predicted model, not a curated record. The coding region runs from base 295 to 747 and encodes 150 amino acids.
UUUAAAACUUAAAAUUUGGCUAUUGCAUGCAAUACAUUUCAAUCGUAAAUACAAACAAUUAAAAUGAAACUCUUACUACAUAAAAUCUGAAGUUUUGCUUAACAAGCAUUUCGAAUGUGGCUCAUGAAUUGCAUUGCAACAUAAUGCGACUUUAUAAAUUUAGAACAUCAGACUUACAUUCGAGUGAAGUUUUGUGAAGUGACACAGUGAGGUUCUGUGGAAGAAAUUCUGGAGUAAAAAUAAGUUAAUUAUUGAUUCGUAAUCCCGCUGAUAUCUUUUAGAAGAAAGGUCAAAAUGUAUUUAUCAUUAAUGAUGAUAACUCUUUGCAUAUCAUAUUCCUACGCAGAAAAUAAUAGCACUACAGAAAAUGAUACUGUUACAAAUAUUAAACCAGCCAUAAAUACAAAAGAACAGCCAAUUGGCUGCGUCUGCGCCGUAUUUUUAAGUGGACAAUUCAAAAAGGGCAGCAAGGAGCAACCUAAAGGAUAUCCUGCACUCCUUCACGAACAUCCUGAUUCAUUUUCAUGUAGCAUCAGUGGGAACAAACUUUGCAUCAACAAAUGUCUGGAAGUAAUAGUGAAAUAUUUACCAAAAAGUUCCACAAUUCUCUGUGCUUCUAUAGAUCGCGAUUGUUACAAAGAAAGGGCUUAUCUCUUCAUCAAGAAUUGCAAAGACGAAUGGAUAAAUACGAAUCUGUCGGCCGGUAGAGAGUAUUGCUGCAAAAAUGGCACAUCAUACAAAUGUUAACUAACUUGUAUUUGUAGGAUAACAUUUUUAUACCACGAUUGUAAUUUGUAAUUCUGACAAUUUAAACAUUUUCUAAUAAAUAUGUAGACUUAA